AAUGAGAAUCGCUUGCAAAUGUAGCCUCUCUCUUAUUAUAAAAUAUACUCUUAUUUUUGUAUCACUCAAAAUCAGAAGAUUCCACUCUCUUGUUUUACUAUUUUUAUAACUACUCAUUUUAUUGAAAUGGACACUCAUUGAUCUACAAUGAAAAGCACUUUGGAAUGGUCAAAGAGACAAAAUGCCAAGAAGUUCCGAUAUGCUUUCCUCUGCAUACGUGAAAUUUGCGGAUAUUCAUUUGGAAUUUAAAGACGGAAUAACUCUUUAAAGUGAAAGAAGGAUAGGCUACUGCGUUUUAGUGCGAUGAGCUGAGAGCGACAAUUCCAGAAAUGUAUGAGGACAAUCGCAAAAGUAAUGGCCGGAACGGGUACACCAAAACAGACGAAGGAGAGGAUGGCGAAGGAGAGGGAGAGGAGGAGGAGGAGGAGGAGGGUGGAGAGGGGGAUGAGGGAGGGGAAAAGAAAGACAUGGAGUGGGAGGAAGGGAAUGAGAUGGAUGAGGAGAACGGAGGGAUGAGGAUGACCAGGACGGACACCCUCUACUCCACCACCAGCUCCACGGCCACGCAGAGGAAGAAGAGCCAGCACGCCAAGAAGCAGGUGCAGGGCAGCAACCAGGUGCAGCGGGCCCCCCGGGCUCUCUACUGCCUCAAGCUCAACAACCCCAUACGCAGGGCAGCCCUCUCCAUCGUAGAGUGGAAACCCUUUGACAUCUUCAUCCUGAUUGCCAUCUUUGCUAACUGCGUGGCGUUGGGCGUGUCCAAACCCUUUCCAGAGGACGACUCCAACUCCACCAACCAUGACCUGGAACAAGUGGAGUACGUGUUCCUGAUCAUCUUCACCAUCGAGACGUUCCUGAAGAUCCUGGCCUACGGACUGGUCAUGCAUCCCAGCUCCUACAUACGCAACGGAUGGAACUUACUGGACUUUGUCAUCGUCAUCGUGGGGCUGUUCAGCGUGGUGCUGGAGACCAUGACCCACAAGCCCCACGGAGAGGCCGCCUCCACACACCACGUGCCGGGGAAGCCCGGGGGCCUGGACGUCAAAGCCCUCAGAGCCUUCAGAGUCCUCAGGCCCCUGCGCUUGGUCUCCGGUGUGCCCAGUCUUCAGAUUGUGCUGAACUCCAUCAUGAAGGCCAUGGUCCCUCUGCUCCACAUCGCUCUGCUCGUCCUCUUCGUCAUCAUCAUCUACGCCAUCAUCGGCCUGGAGCUCUUCAUCGGCAGGAUGCACAAGACCUGCUACUAUUUUGGCACUGAGAACUACGUGGAGGAUGACCCGGUGCCGUGUGCGUUUGUGGGGCACGGGCGUCAGUGUGCCGUGAACGGGACCGAGUGUAAAGGCCGCUGGGCGGGGCCUAACGGAGGCAUCACCAACUUUGACAACUUCUUCUUCGCCAUGCUGACGGUGUUCCAGUGUAUCACCAUGGAGGGCUGGACGGACGUGCUCUACUGGAUGAAUGAUGCUAUAGGAUUUGAGCUGCCCUGGGUCUAUUUUGUCAGUCUGGUGAUCUUUGGCUCCUUCUUUGUCCUCAACCUGGUUCUGGGAGUGUUGAGCGGAGAGUUCUCCAAGGAGAGAGAGAAGGCCAAGGCUCGUGGAGACUUCCAGAAGCUGCGUGAGAAGCAGCAGCUUGAGGAGGACCUGUCCGGCUACAUGGACUGGAUCACCCAGGCCGAGGACAUCGACGAGUUCGACGAGGACGGAAACAAACGUCCCACCCUGGGCGAUCUUUCGGACAAGAAGAGAGGGAAAUUUGGAUGGUUCAGUCACUCCAACGAAACCCACGCGAGUCUUCCAGCCAGUGAGAAUGGCUCUGAAACAACUGAGAACAUUGAGGAGGAACACACUGACUGCUGUACCACCUGCUGCACAGCCAUCAUGAAGACCAGCUGCUGUCGGACGGUGAAAAGGUGGAACCGAGUGUUCCGGAGGAACUGUCGCACAGCUGUGAAGUCGGUGACGUUCUAUUGGCUCGUUCUGCUGCUGGUGUUUCUCAAUACCAGCCUGAGUGCCUCUGAACACUACAACCAACCUGAGUGGCUCACUGAAGUGCAGGACAUUGCCAACAAGGUGCUUCUGUCUCUGUUCACGGUGGAGAUGCUGCUGAAGAUGUAUGCUCUGGGCCACCAGGGGUACUUUAAGGCGUUCUUCAACCGCUUCGACUGCUUCGUGGUGUGCGGAGGCAUCAUGGAGACCAUCCUGGUGGAGCUGGAGAUCAUGCCGCCUCUCGGCAUCUCCGUGCUGCGCUGCGUGCGACUGCUCAGGAUCUUCAAAGUGACACGUCAUUGGACGGCCCUGUCCAACCUGGUGGCCUCGCUGCUCAACUCCAUGAAGUCCAUCGCCUCUCUGCUGCUGCUCCUCUUCCUCUUCCUCAUCAUCUUCGCUCUGCUCGGCAUGCAGCUCUUCGGAGGCAAGUUCAACUUCGACGAGACGCAGACCAAGAGGAGCACCUUCGACACCUUCCCCCAGGCCCUGCUCACAUGCUUCCAGAUCCUGACAGGAGAAGACUGGAACAUGGUGAUGUAUGACGGCAUCAUGGCGUACGGAGGCCCAGUGUUCCCUGGGAUGAUCGUCUGCAUCUACUUUGUCAUCCUCUUCAUCUGUGGCAACUAUAUCCUGCUAAAUGUCUUCUUGGCUAUCGCUGUGGACAACCUGGCAGGAGGAGACGGGGAUGACAAGAAGAAAGAGGAGAAGAAGGAAGCGGUGGAGGGUGAGGGAGAGGCAGAGGUGAAGGUGGACGUGGAUGAAGACACUGAGUAUGAGGAGGAGGAGAUACUACCACAGGUAGAAGGAGAGGAGACAGUUGGUAUCCAACUGAAUGUGGCAGACUUCACCCCUCCUAAGGAGAAGGUCACACCCAUCCCUGAAGGCAGCGCCUUCUUUUGCCUCAGCAAGACCAACCCGAUCCGUCGGGGCUGCCACUUCCUGAUCCACCACCACAUCUUUACCAACCUCAUCCUCGUCUUCAUCAUCCUCAGCAGCUGCUCAUUGGCUGCUGAGGACCCAAUCAGAGCUCACUCCUUCAGGAACAAUGUUCUGGGCUACGCUGACUAUGCAUUUACCUCAAUCUUCACUGUGGAGAUUAUGCUUAAGAUGAUUGUCCACGGAGCGUUCCUCCACCCAGGCUCAUUCUGCAGGAACUGGUUCAACCUUCUGGACCUGCUGGUGGUCAGCGUCUCUCUGGUCUCCUUCUUCCUGCAUUCAAGUGCCAUUUCCGUUGUGAAGAUUCUCAGGGUACUCAGAGUUCUAAGGCCUCUUCGAGCCAUCAACAGAGCCAAGGGUCUGAAGCAUGUGGUCCAGUGUGUAUUUGUGGCUAUCAAGACCAUUGGCAACAUUAUGAUCGUCACCACACUGCUGCAGUUCAUGUUCGCCUGCAUAGGAGUGCAGCUCUUCAAGGGCAAAUUCUACCGCUGCACAGACGAGGCCAAGCACACUCCUGACCAGUGCAAGGGCACCUUUGUGGUAUAUAAGGAUGGAGAUGUGACUCAUCCCAUGGUGAGAGAGAGGAUCUGGCACAACAGUGACUUCAACUUUGACAACGUCCUCAUGGGGAUGAUGGCUCUGUUCACCGUCUCCACCUUCGAAGGAUGGCCUGCUCUGCUGUACAAGGCAAUUGAUGCCAAUGGGGAGAACCACGGUCCCAUCUACAACAAUCGAGUGGAGAUCUCCAUCUUCUUCAUCGUUUACAUCAUCAUCAUCGCCUUUUUCAUGAUGAACAUCUUUGUGGGUUUUGUCAUCAUCACGUUCCGGGAGCAAGGAGAACAGGAGUACAAGAACUGUGAGCUGGACAAGAACCAGCGCCAGUGUGUGGAGUAUGCUCUGAAAGCCCAGCCCCUGAAGCUGUACAUUCCUAAGAACCCAGUCCAGUACAAGUUCUGGUCCAUCAUCAACUCCACUCCCUUUGAAUACGUCAUGUUCGUCCUCAUCCUCCUCAACACGGUCACGUUGGCUGUGCAGCACUAUGAGCAGUCGAAGACGUUCAGCCAUGUGAUGGACAUCCUGAACAUGGUGUUCACUGGGCUGUUCACUGUGGAGAUGCUCCUUAAGCUCCUGGCUCUCAGGAUCAGGCACUAUUUCGUCGAUGCCUGGAACUCUUUUGAUGCUCUGAUUGUGGUGGGCAGUGUGGUGGACAUCGUAGUCACAGAGUUCAGCAGUGGAGAGGACAGCUCCAGAGUGUCAAUCACCUUCUUUCGUCUGUUUCGAGUGAUGCGAUUGGUCAAACUUCUUAGCAAGGGGGAGGGAAUUCGCACUCUCCUAUGGACCUUUGUGAAAUCACUCCAGGCCCUACCCUAUGUAGCACUGCUUAUCGCUAUGAUCUUCUUCAUCUAUGCUGUCAUUGGCAUGCAGACAUUCGGGAAGGUAGCCAUGCAGGACUACACUCAGAUCAACCGGAACAACAACUUCCAAACCUUUCCACAAGCUGUGCUGCUGCUCUUUAGGUGUGCGACGGGUGAGGCGUGGCAGGAGAUCAUGCUAGCCAGUCUGCCUGGUAAGAGGUGUGACCCAGAGUCUGACUACCUUCCCGGAGAGGAGUUCACCUGCGGAAGCAACUUUGCUAUCGUCUACUUCAUCAGCUUCUUCAUGCUGUGUGCAUUCUUGAUCAUCAAUCUGUUUGUGGCUGUCAUCAUGGACAACUUUGACUACUUGACCCGUGAUUGGUCUAUUCUGGGGCCACAUCACCUGGACGAAUUCAAGAGGAUCUGGUCUGAGUACGACCCAGAGGCCAAGGGUAGGAUCAAGCACCUGGACGUGGUAGCUCUCCUCAGGAGGAUCCAGCCCCCCCUGGGCUUCGGCAAGCUCUGCCCCCACAGAGUGGCCUGCAAGAGAUUGGUAGCUAUGAAUAUGCCCUUGAACAGUGACGGUACAGUGACUUUCAACGCCACUCUCUUUGCCCUCGUCAGAACCGCCCUCAAGAUCAAAACUGACGGUAACCCAGACCAGGAGAACGAGGAGCUGAGGGUGAUCAUCAAGAAGAUCUGGAAGAGGAUGAAACCCAAGAUCCUAGAUGAGGUCAUACCUCAACACGAGGAGGAGGAGGUGACUGUGGGGAAGUUCUAUGCUACCUUCUUGAUCCAGGACUACUUCAGGAAGUUCAGGAAGAGGAAGGAGAAGGAUGGGGUGGGGGUGGGGGAACCCGACCCCAACAACCCCUCUGCUCUACAGCUGUGUCAAGCGGGGCUGCGGACCCUGCAGGACCUGGGGCCAGAGAUGAGGCAGGCCAUGCACUGCGACCUGGACGAGGAGGAGGAGGAAGAGGAGGGGCUGGAGGAGGACGUGGAAGAGGAUGACGCCAGAUAUAAGAAUGACAACGGCUAUGGCCCUGAAUCUUCCAAAGACAGGCGGAGCUCCAUGGUGACCACGCCCACAGGAGGCGGCGGUCAGAUGCCUGGGGAGAGCCUGUCUAACGGGGGGCUGAGCCACCGCGCCUCCCUGUGCAAGACACCCAAUGGGGGGGGUCUGCUGGAGCAGGACGAGCUCAGGAGGGGGGAGGACCACCGGGGCUCCAUCAGCCACCAUCACAGACACCCCUCCAUCAAGAACGCGGUGGUGGAGCAUGCUCCCAAAAGGUCGUCCUACUACAAGCACAGCAGGCGGGACUCCCGAGACAGGUCCUCUCCCGUGUCCCGGGGGCGUAACGGGGGGCUGGACGGGGAGGAGGCCUACCCUGGGGAGCAGGGCUACUACAGCCGUGACGAGGACAACGACAGCAUCACAUCCCGAGACAGACAUGGUUACCCUGACGACCUCUACCGAGAACACCUGUAUGACACUCCCCGAGACAGUAACUACGGCAACGGCUACAAUGACGGCCGCAGGAUGGCCAGAAGACGCCUACUUCCUGCCACGCCUACAGGGCGCAAGCCUUCCUUCAACAUCCAGUGUCUGAGGAGACAGGGGAGCAGUGAUGACCUCCCCAUACCUGGUACCUACCACCAGAACUCUCCCCCCUGCCGGGCUCGCACCCAGGUAGAUGCUCAGACGUACGGGAGUUACGACUCUCGCCGCAGCAGCAGUCGUUCCUCCACCGGCUCCUCGGCCUCCUGGGCCAACCCCUGCCCCCGGCGUGGACGCCUCCUCUACGCCCCCCUCAUCCUGGUGGAGGAGGAGGGCGGGCCAGGGGCUGGUGGGGGCAUGUGGGGGGAAAAGAACGCUGGGGGCCCCAGCGGAGGAGAUGGUGGGCCCCCCAGGCCUGGCUGGUACGCGGCCCCCCCUGGAGCCUCUGGCCCCCAGCCCCCCUACAGGGCAUACACCACCCUGAGGGUGCCCUCCAAGCUCAGUUCUCACUACAGCGACAAGAGGGGCAGUGCCGACAGCCUGGUGGAGGCGGUGCUGAUCUCAGAGGGACUGGGCCUAUACGCCAAGGACCCCAAGUUUGUGGCCUUCGCCAAACGGGAGAUCGCCGAUGCAUGUAACAUGACCAUCGACGAGAUGGAGAGCGCUGCCAGCGACCUCCUCAGCCGGGGCAGCGGAGGGAGUGGCACCGGGGGUAGCUUCCUCAACAACCCCGACCUGGGAACACUCUACAGCGACGAGGAACCAAUGAGGACUGGCCGUGACGAGGAGGACCUGGCAGAUGAGAUGACCUGCGUGACAUCAUUCUGAUCUGGACCAAUCACAUCAGAGCAGGAGAGAGAACCUGGAGGGAGACGUGGAGAAAGGAGAAGCUGGCCAACCUGGUAUCUCCAGACUGAGGAGGAGACAGGACUGGCCACAAGGCCUCAAAGCUUCACACUGGCCCUGGAACGUCAGCUGCAAAAGAGAGAGGAGGGAGACAGGGAGAGAGAGAGAGAGAGAGAGAGAGAGAGAGAGAGAGAGAGAGAGAGAGAGAGAGAGAGAGAGAGCUGGGAAAGAGACAAGGGGGAUCAAAGAGAGAGAAGAAAUGUAGAAUAGUGUUUGGAGCAGAUCGAAGCUGUGUGAUGGGCAUUAGAGAGGAGGUCUAAUGAAGAGUUUGACAUGAUGGUGGGCGACCGGAUAGGGAGGGAGAUGGAGAUUAAAAACAGCAGGAUAUAAUGGGUGUUAGAGAGAGAGAGAGAGAGAGAGAGAGAGAGAGAGAGAGAGAGAGAGAGAGAGAGAGAGAGAAGAGGCAUGUAGAAGAAAUAAUAACACCAAGAAAGAGAGAGGGAUGGAGAGAGGGAGAGGAAACGAGAGAAAGAAAGGAAAAGAGGCGGGUGGAGAUAAAUAUAACAAAACGCAGAGAAUGUGGGACCUGUGUGUGUUUGAAAAACAAAGAUGGACACAGACACUGGAGGCAUGAGUCAUUGCUUGUCGCUAUGGCGACUCGGCAUGUUGCCAGCUCACAAACACAUUUGCAUCAAAUAGUGUUGUUUCUUAUUCAUAAUUAUGAUAACUUGUUAAGUAUGAACUUCUUAGAAUGUUUUUACUGCAGCGUCAUGUUGUACAUGGACAGAAUUUGUUUGAUAAACCUUUUAUUGUGUCUCUUAUUUCACAUUUUUUAUUUUAUAGGAAAGAAAAAUGUGUAAGGACACUUACUCCUUGUGUAACACAAAGAAAUGUUGAGCUUCUUUUUUCAUGCUUCGUAUUUUUGCUGAUAUGAAC
Messenger RNA from Osmerus eperlanus (European smelt), 7553 nucleotides. RefSeq names its product calcium channel, voltage-dependent, L type, alpha 1F subunit (gene cacna1fb). Gene Ontology annotation, biological process: calcium ion import across plasma membrane. Bases 330 to 6599 code for a protein of 2089 amino acids. Gene Ontology annotation, cellular component: membrane; voltage-gated calcium channel complex. The record is from RefSeq and is a predicted model, not a curated record. NCBI's taxonomy places the organism in Eukaryota, Metazoa, Chordata, Actinopteri, Osmeriformes, Osmeridae. Gene Ontology annotation, molecular function: high voltage-gated calcium channel activity. The transcript has 49 exons.